Hylaeus volcanicus is the source of this 1104-nucleotide messenger RNA. RefSeq lists its product as uncharacterized. Bases 45 to 944 code for a protein of 299 amino acids. NCBI's taxonomy places the organism in Eukaryota, Metazoa, Arthropoda, Insecta, Hymenoptera, Colletidae. Gene Ontology annotation, biological process: proteasome-mediated ubiquitin-dependent protein catabolic process. The transcript is spliced from 7 exons. Gene Ontology annotation, cellular component: nucleus; cytosol; proteasome regulatory particle, lid subcomplex. The record is from RefSeq and is a predicted model, not a curated record.
ACACGCGUAGCUGUUGUUGGAACGAGACAAACCAACAGUCAACAAUGAGUCAAAAAAUUAUAGCCGAAUGUGUUGCUACAUUACAAUAUGGAAAAACCUUGGGGUUUCAAAUGGCUUCAAAGGAAUGUUUACAUGCGUGGGAACAGUUGAAGAUUUUAGUGCCACAAGAAAGUAUUCAAUGGCGGUAUACAAAAGAUUCAAAAUUCACAUUACAUGACGUUUCACAAAUACGCGAAGCUCUUGAGCUCUCGUGUAUGUUUCACAUUCAGUUGAAGAAUUUGAACGAGUACGAAAUUUCCUGGUAUUUAUUGGAACCCUUUUAUAUUAAUUAUCCUUCUCUUUCUUCAAAUGUCGUUAAAGCGAGUUUGUAUGCCUUUCAACUUCUUAAACUUCUUGUGGAUAGAGAAGAUACAGGAGAUUUUCAUAUGUUACUUCAACGCUUGUCGUUAGAAGACCUGAAAAAUUCUGAUAUUGUUUUUGUAGUUAAUUUGAAACAGUUAUUAAUGUCUGGAAAUUAUAGAAAAGCUUUAGAAAUCAUCAGUAAGCCUCCUGACGAGAAAUUCGUUCACUUAUGUCAAUUAUUAAUCGAUUCCAUACGGAAGUCGGUAGCCGAUUGCUUAACAAAUUCAUUAACAGAAAUUCCCUCAAGUGAAGCGAAAUCAUUACUUAAUUUGGACUCGGACAAUAAACUCAAUAUGUUUAUUAUAAAAACCAAUGAUCGUUAUAGAAGAGAAAAUUUCAUUUGCAGUUCAAUGGAGACGCCUAGCAAAAGUUUUCUUUGUCAUGCAGAAGACAUGGGCACCUCACCUUAUUUUCGAUGGGAACGGUGUGGAGAUAACAUUAAGUUUGUAGCUGUGAAUGAUACUAAAAAAAAAUGUAUUCCUAUUGAUCAAGUUCUUGAAUAUGUUACGGGUUACAUUCGUGAAUUAGAGCGUAUUGUAUAAAUGUUAAAAUAAUGAAAAACUAUGGAUACAUUGAAUUCAUUUGUACAGACAUUUUUUUUUUGUACUAUAUCACUACACAGUGACUCAAAAAGACACUUGUGACGCAUUAAACAAAGAAAUGUCCCAGAACAGUCAGAAAAUAGAAUGGUACAGUAGAUUA